AUGGAAGAAGGAAAAGCAAAUCCUAAGACUAUGAUCAUUCCAACUACUGAGGAUAUAGUGGAAGAGAUUGUUUCUAGAGAUGAGUACAACAACGAACAAGUUUGUCGUUCUUCCUCUACUUGUUACACUUUUCCUGACCCAAUCAACGAGUCAAACCACGGAAUUAUUCAAGUCUUGGGAUCUUGUGAAGGAUUGGUGUUGAUCAGCUUCUACGAUUUUAGCUAUAUCUGCAUAAUCAAUCCCACGACGAGGGAGCAUCGGACACUUUCUCCUUCAUUGUUGCAAUUGCGCACAAAUCAACCAGGGACGUGGUAG
Molecule: messenger RNA, 315 nt
Organism: Arabis nemorensis
Lineage: Eukaryota; Viridiplantae; Streptophyta; Magnoliopsida; Brassicales; Brassicaceae
Source: the annotation of a GenBank genome assembly